CACUAUUGCGUCAUAUUGUUGUAGCCUGAACCCGAGCUCGCUCCUCCUGUCUGAGACAAGAACGACAUUAACGCACAGACACAGCUGACCCUUGCUCACGCAGUGCCGCAGCAAACUGUCGCAUACAGCAACUCGUCCACUAAACCUUGACGCUCCACUCCCACGGCUUCUACAAGAUGGUACGAUUCAACCCUGUCACGCCUGUUCUGAGCACAUGCGCACACGCCGUACCGACCACUCUUGCUUCCAAGCUCCCCUCGCCGCAGCGCUGUCCGACGUGUACGAUAACUUCACAAAUCCGAGACAUCGAAGCUGUACAGGGACAGUUUGACAUACGGGGUGGUCUUUUCCAGUCCAAAGAAGGCGGGAAAGGCGACCAUGCGAGCGCGUGCCACAAGGCCGUCAGAAGGGCCUGGCGCAGGGCAAAGAUUGCACUGACAAAUACUGUGGAAUCGUUCGAAGACCUACUCAAUGACAUAAGUGUGCCAGUCCAGGACCUGGCCAAACUGAGAGAAGCGCUGAAUGUGUGGGACGAGAAGAAGGUCUUGCUAGGUAGAGUGCCGGGUCUAAGAUACAUCAACGGCGCAGAAGAGGAAGAGCCAACCACGUUGGAGAAGGAGGGUGCGCGUUUGUUGAUGGUAUGGUUGAGGAUGGUGAUUGAGAAAGAAACGAAGGAAGAGUGGAGAGACGAGGUAAAGCCAUCCGUAUCCGCGACAGGAUUGAACGAACCGCAGCAGGUGCUCACGAUACCGGAGUCAACUGGAUUGGAUCCGUUAGUAGAAGCUUUGCGCAGUCAGCCACCAGAGUUUCAGUGGACUUCAGCACCAGAACCGGCAUCGGAAGAAAGUUCAGAUGCACAUCUAACAGCCACAACAAUGACUGCGACGCCGCCGGCAUCCCGGCAUGACUUGGCGAUGCCCAAAUCGAUUCUCAAGCGCCCACACACCCGCACCAUUCCCGGCAGCCAAUGCGCAUCACCAUCGCCUAAACGGGUCCGCACAGCAGAUUCGGUGACUAUAUCACCCGAGCACCUCUACGUCGUCAACCCUUCACCCUUCCAACCGCUCUCUCGCACCACAAUCGUGCUGCCACACGCCGCUCAUACCCUUGCCGAGAAUCGUCGCCCACGAACUAAGUUCCAUCGCACGACUACAGCCUACACACCUGGUGUGUGGGCAUCGGAGGCCUUCAGCGAAAAGUUGGAUACCAGCUUCCGUGGCAUGUCGCACGAGGAUAUGAAGGAGCAGUACGAUGAGGAUUCAGCAGAACAAGAGCAGGAACAGAUGUUUGCGGAUAAGCUGAAGGAAACGAGCAGAGGGUGGGUGGCGCUUUGGUGGGCGAACAAGGUCGCUCCGCACUUGGACCUCGAGAAGCUGAAGAUGGAAAUGCUGGCACGAAGUGAGGAGACGGAAGUGAGCUAGACCGCUGCACUUGACUGUGGUGUGCGAAGCUCCGGGUCGUGAUUGCCGCUAUGAAAUUGAGGAUUCGACGUGUUGCUUUAGGAAAACACUAGGGUUUAAGACUACGUGGAUCGGAGUGAACAUUCUGGGGACUGUUCGAGACGCUUGUAUACCCCUAAACAUGAUGGGUACAGGCGCGCGAUAUUGUCCGGUUUCUGGGGAUCCGGUGCGCCUUCCAAUGUUUGCUCUGUUUUCUUUUAGAUUACCUGGGCAGGAGCGAAGCCGCCUGAUAGGUUUCCCAUGCAAAAGCUCACAAAGCUGCCGAAGGAUCGCUGGUGAUGGAAGUGACAUUGGAUUUCAAGUGUGGGCGAGGGAGCGGCAUAGCGCCAGGUUGGACGCAAAGCUGGGUCGAGGUGAUGGGGCAACGCGUCGUCGCGUCAGGCGUUCCUGCAACUGGUUCCUGCCGUAGCGCGAA
Molecule: messenger RNA, 1875 nt
Organism: Alternaria rosae
Lineage: Eukaryota; Fungi; Ascomycota; Dothideomycetes; Pleosporales; Pleosporaceae
Exons: 1
Coding region: 177-1421 (414 amino acids)
Source: RefSeq, a predicted model, not a curated record